UUGGUGCUGUAGUGUGUGUAGUGUAUCAUGAUGAUGUAAUUUGUAAUGUGCUCUAUCAUUGUUGUUCGUUGAAGUUAGACGUCGUGAAUGUAAAGAAUUAAAAAUUUUGUGAGGUUAAUUCGAUACUCUGAAACCUCAACAACCUUGCGGAAGUGAACAGAAGAGAAAUAAAGGAACUUGUAUGCAAAUAUUUUGUUGUGGUUGUUUACUAUGUACUCAGUCUUCUUGAGGAGAGCAGCAGAAAUUGCAUUAGCAACAAAACAGAAACAAGGGCUGUGUCAGGUAGCCAUGAUAACUACAGCUGCAGAAGAACAGAGGACACAGUUUGAGGCACUAAAUGUUACUGUGCCAAAUCCAUUUGUUUACCAUGUUGAACUUAACAGACCUAAGAAAUUAAAUGCAAUGCAUAACACUAUGUGGAUAGAAAUUGGAAAGUGUUUCACAGAGCUUGGAAAUGAUCCAGAUUGUCGAGUUAUUGUACUGUCUGGUGCAGGAAAAGUGUUCAGUGCUGGCAUUGACCUGGCUGAUGCAGCUCAGUUGGGUACAAAAUUAGGUGAGCAUGAAGAUGUCGCAAGGCGAUGCAAAAUUCUGCAUGAUACCAUUAAAUUAUAUCAAGAUGCAAUGACAUCUCUUGAAAAGUGCCCCAAGCCAGUAAUAAGUGCAGUUCAUAAUGCAUGUAUUGGAGGUGCAGUGGACUUAAUCACAGCAGCUGAUAUAAGAUAUUGCACUAAUGAUGCAUGGUUCCAGGUUAAAGAGGUUGAUACAGGAUUAGCAGCAGAUGUGGGAACCUUGCAGAGGUUACCUCGCGUGAUUGGCAGUGAAAGUCUAGUUCGAGAGCUGGUUUUUACGGCCAGAAAAAUGAUGGCUUCUGAAGCCAAGGAAUGUGGUUUUGUCAGUAAAGUGUAUGAUGGCAAGGACAGUAUGCUGAAAGGAGCAAUAGAAGUGGCUACUGAUAUCGCAGCCAAAAGUCCAGUUGCUGUCCAGGUAGCAAAAAGGAGUAUUUUAUACUCAAGAGACCACAGUGUUCAAGAAGGUCUUGAUCAUAUACGACUUUGGAACAUGACCAUGGUUCAGAGUGAGGACUUCAUGAAUGCCGCUGUAGCACAAGCCACCAAAAGUAAUCCUCCAACAUUUUCCAAGCUUUGAAGUGAUUGGGUAUAAUGUGUAUAAUAUUAAUCAGGUGUUAGUGCAGAGUCUUCUGGAAAAUGGUGUAUAAUUUUGCACAUUUCACAAUUUAUUGAAUGCUUAUUUCACUUAAUUUGAAGGGAUCAACUUGCCAGUAUAAUUUAUAUGUUAAAAUAAGACAUGUUAUUAUCAUCUAAGUAUAUCUAGUUCCUUUUCUUGUGCUGAUUAAAUGCGUACAGUUAAAAUCAUAUGACAUGUUUCAGUCAUAAAUGAAAUCUUCAGGGGGAUACCAGAUAUUAAAGGAUAUUUUACAAUUUACAUAUGUGAAUAAAAGAUUUAAAAUGUCUAUCACAAUAUUUUUAUAAUCAGUUAAAACUAAUAAAAUAUUAAAGUUUAUUGAUGUGAACUUUCUUGAUAACUGGUGUGUCGUACUGUAUUGUGUGUUGCUCAUUUUUUUACAUUGUCUGAUGUAAUAUAGAGGUGUGAAGUUUGAA
Cryptotermes secundus is the source of this 1619-nucleotide messenger RNA. RefSeq names its product delta(3,5)-Delta(2,4)-dienoyl-CoA isomerase, mitochondrial. The coding region runs from base 211 to 1146 and encodes 311 amino acids. The transcript is spliced from 9 exons. Gene Ontology annotation, molecular function: delta(3,5)-delta(2,4)-dienoyl-CoA isomerase activity. The record is from RefSeq and is a predicted model, not a curated record. Gene Ontology annotation, cellular component: mitochondrion. Lineage: Eukaryota; Metazoa; Arthropoda; Insecta; Blattodea; Kalotermitidae.